GUGGAGGAAGGUGCUUUUGUCAAAGAAAACUUCGAUGAGCUCUGCUGGACCCUGACGGCGAAGAAGAAUUACAAACCCAACCGGAACGGGAACAGCGUCAUAUCCCACCAAGAUGCCUUCAAGCUUUGGUGUCUCUUCAACUUUCUGUCUGAAGACAAAUACCCGCUCGUCAUGGUGCCAGACGAGGUGGAAUACCUGCUGAAGAAGAUCUGCACGGCCAUGAACGUGGAGCUGAACUCCUGCGAGCUGGAUGACUACCUGUCCCAGGAGCCGCAGGGGCAGGGUGGGCUGACGGUCUGGCAGUUCCUGGACAUGGUGAACUCGGGGCGGUUCCUGCGAGGCAUCGAGCAGGAGGCCGUCAGCAUGGCCGUGGAGGAGGUGUACCAGGAGGUCAUCGAGGAUGUGCUCAAGCAGGGCUACCUCUGGAAGAAGGGCCAGCUGAGGAGGAACUGGUCGGAGCGGUGGUUCACGCUGAAGCCCAGCGUCCUGUCCUACUACAUGAGCGAGGAACGGAAGGAGAAGAAGGGGAGCAUUGCGCUGGACAAACACUGCUGUGUGGAGGUGCUGCCCGACCGCGAUGGGAAGCGGUGCAUGUUCUGCGUGAAGACCUCCUCCCGCACCUACGAGAUGAGCGCCUCUGACACCCGCCAGCGCCAGGAGUGGACGUUAGCCAUCCAGACGGCCAUCCGGCUGCAGGCAGAGGGCAAGAAAUCCCUGCACAAGGACCUGAAGCAAAAGCGACGGGAGCAACGGGAGCAACGGGAACAACGCAAAGCGGCCAAGGAGGAGGAGACGCAGCGGCUCAAAGAGAAGGAGAGUACGCUGCAGGAGCUGGAGCUGCUGAAGGAGGCCCAACGGCAAGCAGAGAUACUCCUGCAAGAGGAGGAGCAGCGGCGGAGGCAGCAGCACGAGGAGAUGCAGAGGACCCUGGAGAUCCAGCUGCGGGAGGCGGAGGAGGCUCGUGCCUCCAUGCAGGCGGAGAUGGUGCUGAAGGAGGCGGAAGCAGAGCGGCAGCGCAAGCGCAUCCUGGAGCUGGAGGAGAUGCAGGAGCGUCUGCAGGAGGCUUUGCAGCAGGAGGUGAAAGCGCGGCAGGACGAGGAGUCCGUGAGAUACGCUCAGGCCAGGCUCCUGGCUGAGGAAGAGGAGAAGCUGAAGCAGCUGAUGAAGCUGAAGGAGGAGCAGGAGGAAUAUAUCAUCAAAACGCAGCGGGAGAAGCAAGUCCUGAAGCAGGAGAUGGAGACCAAGAACAAGAUUCUGGAAGAGGCGCAGAAGCAGCUGGAAGAAGUGCGAGUGAACAGGCAGCGGGUGGACCAGGACGUCAUGGCGGCCCAGCGGAAGCUGCGACAGGCCAGCACCAACGUCAAGCAUUGGAACGUCCAGAUGAACCGACUGAUGCACCCCAUUGGGCCGGGAGAGAAGCGUACGAACGUGAGCAGCGUAGGCUUCGCUGGCUACCAACCUCUCCUCUCCCGGAGAGAUUCCUCCCUCAAACUCAAGCAGAAAGUGGAGGAUAAAAGCAACAACCCCACGACGGACAACAGCAAGGAAAACGUAAGCAACGGUGGGAACAGCAGCGUGUCGCCAUCCCCGGAUGCGGACACCAUGGCCACGGAGCCCACCAACUAGCCCGGCAGGAUGGCAGAGCCCAGCGGGGUCUGUGUCCGAGCAGACACAGUCCAUACGGCCAUCUCUGGAUGGAGACAAGUGGGGACCAGCACAGAGCCUAUAAGU
Molecule: messenger RNA, 1731 nt
Organism: Pterocles gutturalis (yellow-throated sandgrouse)
Lineage: Eukaryota; Metazoa; Chordata; Aves; Pterocliformes; Pteroclidae
Gene: DEF6
Product: differentially expressed in FDCP 6 homolog (mouse)
Cellular component (GO): nucleus; cytoplasm
Source: RefSeq, a predicted model, not a curated record